This is a messenger RNA of Quercus robur (English oak), 2004 nucleotides long. RefSeq names its product UPF0481 protein At3g47200-like. The coding region runs from base 491 to 1909 and encodes 472 amino acids. NCBI's taxonomy places the organism in Eukaryota, Viridiplantae, Streptophyta, Magnoliopsida, Fagales, Fagaceae. The record is from RefSeq and is a predicted model, not a curated record. The transcript has 2 exons.
UCAAGACAACGUUUGCUUUGUGUGUGGUCCUUCAUCUUGACUGUUUGCUUUCACAGGCCAGCUUGUGAAGUUGAAUAGUAACAACCUUAAUAAUUGUUGCCCUGAGAAAAAAGGCAAUGGCAAUGGUGCUUGUUAGUUGGUACCAAUAAUGCACAAAGUAAUGACAAGUAAAUGCGACAGUUGCAUGUUUGUCAAAAAAGACGUCAUGGUUAUGAUGUAGAGAAAAUAAGGGUUGGGGGGUUCACUCAAUAAAUAUGAGGGCAAGAAGGUUUUGAGAAUUGCUAUGAAGUGUACAGAAGUAGAAGAUUGUUUCUUAGAUGAGUGAGUUUAAGCUAUGAGUGAGAAGUGAGGGACUCAAAUAGUCUUAGCCUUGCUUCGUUGGACAUGAUCUCUAUCAUAUUCUGCUGUUUCUUGGAGUAAAGUUUAGAAGGCUGAAGCAUUUUCUUUCCAAUACAAUUUGCAGGAAAAAAGAACCUGGCAUUUGAAAAAGAUGGACAGUGAUACGAAUUCUUCACAUGGAAAAGAACCUGAAUGCCCAGAGAUUAUCAUUGACGUUGAAAAUGCUAAGCCUGCCCAGCGGUGCUCCGAGUGUUGCAUCUACAUGGUCCCCAAGAAACUUCGCGAGGUAAAGAAAGAAGCCUACACUCCGAAGCUUAUUUCAAUAGGCCCUGUACAUCACAACAAGGAACUGAACCACAUGGAUCAUCAUAACAAGAAUGAAGUGGACAACAAGAAGGAACAGGAGAACAUGGAAAGUUUGAAACUAAGAUAUUUCAACGAAUUCUUUUGCCGGAGGACCUGGAAAGGCCAGAAGGAAUUUGCAAACAUCAUUAUAAAAAACGAAGAGAAUAUCCGCCAGUGUUAUGCAGAAGAGAUCUCUCUACCCGGAAAGGAAGAUUUUGUUUUCGUGAAAAUGAUUCUAUUGGAUUCUAUCUUUAUCAUUGAGCUCUUCUUGAGGACUGCUUCAAGGUCAGGAUAUGAAAAGGAUGAUUAUAUAUUAAGUAAACCAUGGCUAGAGGAAGGCAUAAAGCAUGACUUGAUAUUACUUGAGAAUCAGCUUCCAUUUUUCAUUCUUGAACAGUUAUAUCAUCACAUUGGAGUGUUUCCAGAAGAUCGUAGUUCCUUUCUUGAGCUUGCCUGUAAGUACUUUUUCGGUGAAAAGAAAUUCUCCAUCGUGAAUAAAGUGAAACAUUUCACUGAUUUGCAAAGAUAUUUCUACUACUCACCCAAAUUGAAAAGUAGUAACGAUAUUAUUGCACAUCUGUAUAGUGCAACAAAGCUGGACACGGCAGGAUUGAAUUUCAAGAAGUGGAAGGAAGAACCAUCAGAAUUAGAAGAUAGACGUUUGCUUGACAUUCAAAUCGAGAACCCGGAUCCCUUGAAAAUUUUUCCAUGCUUCAAUUGCUCAAGCCUCUUGCAUUGCUUACCUUGCUUGAAAUGCUUUUGGUGCUUGAAACGUAUGCAAACUAGCUUGGUAAUCCCACCCUUUGAGAUAAAUCAUGGAACUGAACACAUUUUCCGAAACAUCAUGGCCUUGGAGCAGUGUCAUUAUCCAAAAGAAGCUUACAUUUGCAAUUAUAUCGUGCUAUUGGAUUUUCUUAUAAACACUAGAGACGAUGCGGAGUUGCUUGUUGACAAGAAGAUUAUUGUUCACUCGCUAGGCAGCAAUAAAGAAGUUGCCAAAAUGGUUAACAAACUUGGCAAAGAAAUUUUGGAAAAAAAUUCAUGUUACCUUCAGCUCGCUAAAAAUCUUAAUGAACAUUAUGAAAACUGGUGGAAUAAAAAUAUCGCAUCCUUGAAAACGGUAUAUUUCCGUGAUAUUUGGAGAGGCAGCGCAACUUUCGUUGGAAUUAUAGUCCUGCUUGUAACUGUCGGUAAUUUCCUUAGGCCUUUUGUCUUUCACAAAUAAGUUUCCUUUACUAUGGUACUGUAAUAUCAGUUGGAAAUCUGUCUUUGGUUGUAGUUGUUUUUGAAAAUAACUGUGAUUAAGUUUAGUUUGUGAUA